Oncorhynchus masou masou (cherry salmon) is the source of this 680-nucleotide messenger RNA. RefSeq names its product DDB1- and CUL4-associated factor 15-like. Gene Ontology annotation, biological process: protein ubiquitination. The transcript has 7 exons. NCBI's taxonomy places the organism in Eukaryota, Metazoa, Chordata, Actinopteri, Salmoniformes, Salmonidae. The coding region runs from base 21 to 680 and encodes 219 amino acids. Gene Ontology annotation, cellular component: Cul4-RING E3 ubiquitin ligase complex. The record is from RefSeq and is a predicted model, not a curated record.
GUGAACACUACGGUCGGAAAAUGGCGCCCAGCUCGAAAUCAGAAAAGGACGGUAACAAACAAACGCAGAGAAAACACAAAGAACAUGUCGUCAAGCUUCUGAACCGUGGAAAGUUGUCUGGCCAGUAUUCUCAGCGCUUGUUCAGGAAACUACCACCGCGCGUCUGUGUUCCCCUGAAGAACAUAGUCAGCGAGGAGUUCCUCAGAGCAGGACACAUCUUCCUGGGGUUCACUAAGUGUGGUCGUUACGUGCUGUCCUACACCAGUGACUGUGGAGAGGACGAUGACUUCUCCUUCUACACCUAUCACCUCUACUGGUGGGAGUUCAACCUACACAGCAGACUCAAACAGGUGCACCAUGUGCGUCUGUUUACAGGUGAGGACAUCUACAGUGAUCUCUACCUGACAGUGUGUGAGUGGCCCAACGACCACUCCAAGAUCGUCAUCUUUGGCUUCAAUACUCGUAGCUCCAGCUCAGUGUUGAUGAACCUGAUGAUGAGUGAUGAGAACAACAGAGAUAUCUACAUCACCAUCGCCUCCAUGCCUCCUCUCAGACCCUGCUCUCAAUGCUGCCCUCCAAACACCUCUACCAUACGCACAGGUAGUGGAGAGUGUCUGGAACAUGGCUAUAUGUUGAACAGUAGUGGAGAGUGUCUAGAACAUGGGUGUCAAACUCUGUAA